This is a messenger RNA of Penicillium subrubescens, 273 nucleotides long. RefSeq lists its product as uncharacterized. The record is from RefSeq and is a predicted model, not a curated record. Lineage: Eukaryota; Fungi; Ascomycota; Eurotiomycetes; Eurotiales; Aspergillaceae. The transcript is spliced from 2 exons. The coding region runs from base 1 to 273 and encodes 90 amino acids.
AUGACCUACGACAAAUAUGUCAGGUACGAGAAGUACUAUGGCAAAUACGACAAGUGGGAUGAGUCGCGGUUCCGAUGGGAUGAGAACAAUAUGCCAAGCAAAUGCACACAGCUGCAGGUUCGUUACUGCUGCGGCCAUACCCUAGGCGGCGAGUUUAUCAAGUGUGCCCGUCACAUCGACAGCGAGGACGAACGUUGUUCAAACCGGUACAUUCAUUUCAUCGAGGCGAAGCAGUCGACGCACAAAUGCCGCACCUGCUUGAGAUCUGGAUGA